This is a messenger RNA of Zonotrichia leucophrys gambelii, 1163 nucleotides long. It is a transcript of the gene CUNH19orf47, whose product is annotated as chromosome unknown C19orf47 homolog. The transcript has 8 exons. Lineage: Eukaryota; Metazoa; Chordata; Aves; Passeriformes; Passerellidae. Gene Ontology annotation, molecular function: protein binding. Gene Ontology annotation, cellular component: nucleus. The record is from RefSeq and is a predicted model, not a curated record. Bases 111 to 1103 code for a protein of 330 amino acids.
CUCCGGCCGCGCCUGACGUCACUUCCGGCGCGUCCCGUGAGGGGCCCCGGGAUGGGGCGAGGGGAGGUCGUUCCUGCCUGAUCCGGCUCUGCCAAAUCCAGCUCAGCACCAUGGCCACCUCGGAGUGGCUCCGUUUCUUCGAGGACGCCGGGAUCCCCCCGGGCCCUGCCCUGGGCUACGCCGUGGCCUUCGUGGACAACAGGAUCCACAAGAACAUGCUGCUGGACCUGACCAGGGAGCUGAUGAAGGAGCUGGGCAUCACCGUGGUGGGCGACGUCAUCGCCAUCCUGCGCCACGCCAAGGUGGUGCACAGGCAGGAGAUGUGCCGGGCGGCCUCGCAGUCGCUGCAGCCGGAGCCUGCGGGGGGAUCCCGGCGGGAUCCACUGGAUCACCAAUGGGAUCAUGAACAGGAUCCCGACCGGGAUCGUCCCCAGGACCCCCCCCGGGCUCACAGGGACCCCCCGGACCCCCCCCGGGCCCGCAGGGACCCCCAGGAUCACCCCCGGGAUCCCACGCGGGCCCCGGUUGGCGCCGCGGGCAGGAUGAUCGCCAAGAGCCUGAGCCGGGAGCCCCCCCGGAACCCCCCCGGCGCCGGCAUCUCCGUCACCGUCCCCAACGGCGCCGGUGGAUCCGGUGCCGAGGCUGUGCCGGCGCUGCCCAGGCGGCGCCGGGUGACGGCCGAGGCCGAGGGCAAGUACGUGAUCUCGCUGCCCAAGGGCACCACGGCCCGCAGCCGCCACAUCCUGCGCCUGCACGCCGCCCGAGGGCUGGGCCGUCCCUCGGUGUUCGAGCGCCUCGGGGCCGAGGCCAAAGCGGCCGCAGCCGCCGGAGCCAAGCCCUCGGGCGUGUUCAGCCGCCUGGGCGCCGCCCCGGAGGGCCCUGAUGGCACAGCCGAUCCCAGCGCGGGGGAUCCGGCGGAUCCCGAGGCGCUGCCCUACGCCGGCGUGCUCAAGAAGCGCCGGGAAUGUUCCGGAACGGCCACGACGACGAUGGCGGCGCAGGACGGGGCCGUGUCCAGCUCGGGGGGCGGGGCCUGGGGGUGUGGCCAGGUCAGCAGCUCCUCCCGCAGCGUCUUCCGCAGGCUGGGCCGGAAACCCGACUGAGGGAUCGGCCGGGAUCCACCGGGAUCGGCUGGGAUCCACCGGGACUGACAGCAAGAACUG